Molecule: messenger RNA, 1107 nt
Organism: Spirometra erinaceieuropaei
Lineage: Eukaryota; Metazoa; Platyhelminthes; Cestoda; Diphyllobothriidea; Diphyllobothriidae
Source: the annotation of a GenBank genome assembly
AUGGCAAAGAAAGGCAUCGACGUACCAGACGGGCUGCGUGAACUUCUGGUGGAUUUCACAACUACUGUACUGCGAUCAAAGCCCAAGGAUUUGGUGGAAUUCGCUUGCGAAUAUUUCACAAUGAAGAAAAAUGAACGAAAGCCGCCGGUCGAGGUCGACAGUGAUGAUGACAUAAUCUCCGCACCUCCUAUUCGCACCAAGCGCCGUCAAGGCGUUGCGGCUGAAAGUUAUGAUCCAGAGAAGGAGGUGGAGUUUGUGAAAGUUGUACAUGAAAAAUCAGAAGAACAACGUCUGCGUCUAACCCAGGCCACGAAAGGAAUCCUUCUCUUUAAAGGUCUAGAAGAAGAGCAGAUGCGGGCUGUUAUCGACGCAAUGUACGAAAGGAAAGUUGAAGCUGGAGAAGAAGUCAUCAAACAGAAUGAAGACGGUGACAACUUUUAUGUCAUCGAGAACGGCACCUUUGACAUCAUUGUCGACAAAGGCGAUGGCCCAAAGAAGGUCGGACAGUACGACAACAAAGGCUCUUUCGGAGAACUUGCUCUCAUGUACAAUACCCCGCGUGCGGCCACGAUUCGCGCAACUACCCCCGGUGUCUGUUGGGUGAUGACUGGAGAAGUUUUCCGCUGUAUUGUGCUGAAGUCAGCCUUUGAGAAACGAAGGAUGUACGAAGAACUUUUAAACCGUGUGCCCAUUUUGGAAAGCCUCAGUGCCUACGAAAGAAUGAGUAUCGCGGAUGCACUUCGAACGGAAGUUUAUGUAAACGACAGUCUGAUUAUCAAACAGGGCGACCCAGGUGACGAAAUGUACUUUGUGGAGGAUGGAGAAGUUGUAAUCACAAUGAAGAAAGUUGGGGAAGAAGCCGAAACCGAACUGACAAGGAUCCGGAAAGGUGGGUACUUCGGCGAGCUUGCGCUCCUAACGAAGCACCCACGAGCAGCCUCUGCAAGGGCAGUUGGACGUACUAAACUGGCAGUUUUGGACGUCGGCAGUUUUGAACGGUUGCUUGGGCCCUGUCUUGAAAUUCUCCAACGCAACAUUGAUGAUUACGAGAAUCAGUUAAAGCGCGUGUUUGGAAGCCUUGAAAACGUCCCCGAACUACGUCACUGA